AUCAACAAAAGCAGGAAGUAGCUCGUGCCUAAUGUGGCUAAUUCUAAAAGUAGCUAAAUGUAGCUAAAUGAACUUUUACCCUGUUUGUCCCGCUGCAGUGGAGGAGAAAAGGCGUCUGAAAUGCUGCUCUCUGCUCUGGUCUGCGGGGCCGUGGUGUUCCCGGGGCUUUUCUUUAGUUUUAAGGCGGGUUUGAGGCGGUUCUUCCCAAAAUGGACCGACGCAGAUGUGGUGUCUGUGAGCGAGAGACUGAUGUCUGCUGUCCACGGGUCUCUGGCCACAGCCGCAGGAUCUAUAAUUGUCAUGUCCUGCAAAGAUGUUAUGAACGACAACCACUGGUUGGUCAACACUUUUGUAAUGUUUGGAGUUCCUUACAUGACCUUUGACAUCUGUGCCAUGUACCUGAGCCACUUCCACAUCGAGAAGAGCAGGGGUCAGAGCAGAGGUCACUCUCUUCAAACCGUCAGGGCUUUUCUUCACAAAGACUGGUUGCUGGUUCUACAUCACGCGACACUGCUGUCCGUUUUCUUGCCUAUAACUUUGUUUUUCAGGAGAGGGCUGGGUGACUUUUUCAUCGGCUGCUUUUUCACCACAGAGUGCAGCUCUCCAUUUGUCUCCAUCGGGCAAAUACUCAUCCAGCUGCGCCUGGACGACUCCCGUUUGCACCGUCUCAAUGGACUCGCUGUUCUUUUCACUUUCUUCACCUGUCGGAUCCUCAUCUUUCCCUUCAUGUACUGGACCUACGGACAACAGUUUGGAAUUCCUCUGUACAAAGUGCCUUUUCAUUUACCGCUGCACUGCAACCUGGGAAAUGUAGUGAUCAUGGCGCCACAGAUUUACUGGUUUAUUCUCCUGGUGAAGAAAGCAAAAAGACUCUACCUACGGCGUAAGAAAGGGACGACAAAGGAUGAAAAAGAGAAAUAAAGGACAGACUAAGAGCAAUGGGAAUUUUUAAAUGUUUUUGCACUAUAUAAUGUUGCUUGCAAUUUAAAAAAAAAGUACAAUGCUGCUGUUUUUGAGCCUUUUAACUGCACUGCUUUUAAAUGUUUGCUGCUAUCAUGAUGUUCUGAAUAUGUCGAACGUCAGUCUGUGAAAUAUUUGAACUAUUUUUGUUUUUAAACAUUAAUAGGAACAAAUACAUUUCAGAGCUUUAUGCUUGGCCUGUGAGUUUGACUUAUAAUCAUGAGGUCUUGUUUUUUCUUGUAGUUUGACAUUGUAACUGCUAAGUCAUUAAAAAGAAACCAGGAAGGUCUGGAUUUAUAAUAAAAGUUCAAACCAUCUAACUGGAGUAAAAUGUCUAGUGGUCUUAAGGAUGUGCAGUUUAUAAAGUUAAUCAUUUCUGGUCAAUGAUCAGCUUGGGAUUUUUAAUAGAGCAACCCAUCAUUUAUCAGUAAAAUGUGGUUUCUUUGUGAGCCUGGACUGUUAAUGUUUAGAAA
Periophthalmus magnuspinnatus is the source of this 1433-nucleotide messenger RNA. Its product is annotated as TLC domain-containing protein 3A-like. Lineage: Eukaryota; Metazoa; Chordata; Actinopteri; Gobiiformes; Gobiidae. Gene Ontology annotation, biological process: lipid homeostasis. Gene Ontology annotation, cellular component: endoplasmic reticulum; membrane. The transcript is spliced from 5 exons. Bases 121 to 921 code for a protein of 266 amino acids. The record is from RefSeq and is a predicted model, not a curated record.